AUGUUGAAUGCGAUUGACAACACUGGCGAAAUCAAGUCCCUGCUUGAUAUAGGACUUGUGAGAAGUGCUUUUCUUAAAACCCAUGUCAAAGCCAAAAAGUUUGAAGGAGGUACAAUUAAAUCCUAUCUGAUGAGCUUGUGUCAUUUCCUUUCAUUUUUGCUAGCAGAAAACCCAGAUGAUGUUAAUUUCAACAUGGAGGUGGUCACCUCAUCAAGAGAGAAAGUAUGCCUGUGGUCAACAUAACAGAGAGAUUUGUGUACUUGUUGGUGGAUGAAACAAACUAGAGGAGGAUGUGAUGAAUCGUCGAACACUGGCCAACAUUAGGGAAUUUGAGAAAACGGAAGCAGCUCAGGAAGCAGUCAAAUUGAUAGGACAAUUUUCAGACCCCUCCAACGCCCCACUUGUCACCCAAAUGGGAUACGCUUUGGUGGGAGACUUUCUGUUUGCCCAAAUUUUCAUUGAUAGUGCAAACAGACAGAGUUUUAACGUGCAUGACAAUGAAUGAGUAUUACAACACGUGCAAAGAAGGUGAUGACUAGUAUCUUAUAGCAGUAAAAGUGCACAAAACUGUCCACAUUCAUGGGGCAGUUUAUGUUGUACUGAGCAAGAGAUUGAUGGCUUGGCUCACUAUUUUCGUGCAACACAUGUGAAGGCAAUGCACAACCUUAACGACCAGCCUGGUGUUUUUAUCGUGGAAUAGGCAAAGCAUGACAUCUGGGCAGAUAAAUGAAGCAGUCCAAUCAGUAUUUAAGAAGGCUGAAAUUCCAACGAAAGUUACGUCCACAUCUUUUCAAAAAGUUGCUGUGACACCACGGUUAAUAGAAGGAGACUGGUUAGGCUACUUGUACCACGUGACAAAUUAUGUUAUUCAACCUUGUCUUGAAGGGCCAUGUGGUUCAUUCCCUGCAUCAUAUCUCAAUCGCUUAUUAGGAAUAUACAGAAUGUAUACAAAACCUGCAUUUGAAAUUUCAACACCGGGUGUUCCCAAAAAAACUAUACCCUGUUUGAUUUCAUGUAACAUAAAACCUAUAAAAGCUAUUUCACUAAAAUAAAAAGCAUUGUAUUCAUAAAGGAUUAACUUAGAUUUUGAUAUGUAACAUUUAAUUUUCCGUGUGAUAUUGACAGAAAUACAAGUGUUUGAAGUUGCGAGGAUUUUUAGAAAUUGUCAAAAAAAAUGACAAAAAUCACCACAUCAAACUAAAUUGAAAGCAGUUAUCACUUGACAUGGAAUCUUUUUAACUUCAGUGAUUUUAUCUUUAAUUUUAGGUUAUUCCCUUGCAAAUUUACUUUUAAAAAUAAAAAUUACACUUAAAGAUUGAUUCUUAGGAAUAAAACAAUUUAGUGAAAGUAAUAAUUCACGUUUAAAGAAAGUUCCAUUUGACAUCCCUUGGGAUUAAAAUUCGCAAUGAAAUAAACAUUGUCGAUUAGAUUUAUAUUCUUAAAGAUGCCUCAGUUAACAAAAGACCAAAGAGUUUGGAUUUGUAUCGAAUACGCUAGAACAAACAAUGUUCGUGAAGUAAUAAGGCGGUGGCCGUAUUGGAUGGUAUUCCAGUCCCGAGUAAGGUAAACAUAAAAGCAACGUUUGAGAAGUUUGUGCGAGAAGGCACUUGCCACAAUCUUAACAAAGGAAGAAGCGGUCGAUUAAGAACUGUCAGAACUCAGGAAAAUAUAGAUGUGGUCCCAAGAUCAGCAAGAAGAAAUGGGUUAGGAUUAAGUCGAAGCAGUUUUAAUCGAAUUGUCAAAAUGGAUAUCAAAUUUCAUCCAUAUGUCCUAAUGCAGAGGCACCAACUGAGAGAAGGCGAUCCACAACAACGAUUGGCAUUCUGCAAUCGAUUUGUCAACACAGCAGGGCAGAAUCCUGAUUUCCUUGACCAGCUAAUCGUAUCCAACGAAGCAAUUUUUAGCUCAAAUGCUGAAAUAAAUUCAAGAAAUGUCAUAAAAUACGCAGCAAAGGGGGACGGCCACCCACCGGAUCAUUAUGUUGAAUUUUCUCAAGGUGCCGACCAAGUGAUGGUAUGGGUUGGAUUGGCAAGAACAGGUGUUGUUUUGGGUCCACAUUUUAUCGAAAGAAAACUCGACAGCAGAGAGAAUACUUGA
Paramuricea clavata is the source of this 2097-nucleotide messenger RNA. Lineage: Eukaryota; Metazoa; Cnidaria; Anthozoa; Malacalcyonacea; Plexauridae. The record is from the annotation of a GenBank genome assembly.